UCCACCUUCAGACUGCGUAAUUCGGACCCUGCGGCGAAAAGUGCAAAAUGGCAACUCCAAAGCCACUACUAAACAGCGAGGGCCUAGCGUUGACCAACAAGAAGAUCGCCGAGCUCAAGAAGAAGGUUCAGCUGGCUGAGGGUCAAAAGAAGGCCUACACCGAGGAGUGGGCCGAUUCGAGAAAGACCCAAAGCGAGAAGAUUUCCGACCUGAAGAAGGAGGUCCGCGAGCUGACCAAUAAGCUGUCCUACCUGCACAAUCCAAACAGCGCCAAAGCGCAGAAGAAUGUCCAGGAAAUCAAGCGAAGAAUUCAGCUUCCGCCGGGGGCCAAGACGGUGCACGAUGCGCUGCAGAUCGUGGACCUGAAGAUCAUCGAUGUGAACAAGCAAGCGGAUGCGGUAGAGGCAAAGCACAAGAAGCGGGAGAUUUACUACAAGAAACUGCUCGAUCAGUAUCACAUGUUGAUAGGAUACAAACACUCCAAGGCGGAUGGAUCGAACCCACCGGAAACGGUGGAAGAGGACGCCAACAGGAAGCUGAUAACGCACUUGGAGAACGAGAUCCACCGGACUUCGGUUCAGUGGAUGGAGGCGGAGCAUAUCCGGAAGAAGUACCGUGGAAUCAAGCUGUCGCUGAUGAGGGAUGCGGAGAAGUUUGAAAGUUCCUUGCUGGAACUGGAACAGGCCAUUACGGAGCAGCAAGCGGAGAUUACGAAGCUGGAAGCGGUUCACAAGGAAGCCAUGCAGAUGCGGGACAAUACCAAGUCGAUCCUGCAGCGGCAGGAGCAGACGACGCAUUAUGCCAACAAGGCACGGGAGAAACAGGCACUGGACUUCCGGCGGCAGGUCGAGGAACGUAAGCUGGAACUGGAACGGUUGGAGCGGAAGAUUUUCUCCUCCGGGAAGACGAUGGUGCAUCAGGAAAGUGUCCUAUCCGCUUCGGGGGAUCAUUCCGGAGGCAAGGGCGACGGGGAGGAUUCGAGCGGUCACGAUAAGGAAUCGGCAUCGGAGAUGGAGCGGAAGUUCAAGAAGUUGAUGCAUGCCACAGGGGUCAGCGCGGCGAGCGAGGUCGUUGAUCGUUUCCUGGCGCAACGGGAAGCAUCGGCCCGGUUGACGUAUCUUCGCACGGUCACCGAGAACGAGAAGAAACAAUUGGAAGCGCAACGGGAGCUGAUGACGGCCCAAUUGGAUGCGUUCAAGUUUGCCGAUGUCAAGGACAGCGAUGUCAAUCAAGAGGAACUGGAAAAAAUCCGGAACUCGAUCGAGGAACAAAAGGCACGCCGAGAGGAGUGUGAGAAAGCGAUCGAUUAUACCCGGAAUGUGUUUAAUACGAUCAAAGACUCGCUGGUCGAGCUGCUGCUGUCGCUGAGAGAGAUUGACGAAAAUUUGGAUGCGCAGUUUUUGCGCAGCCGGACGCCCACCAAGCAGGUGGACCUGCUGGACAUCACGUCUGGGAACAUUUCCAUGGACGAUCUGGGAAAUAUGCUGGAGGAGAAGAUCAAGCUGGGCAUGAUUGCCAGCGGUCAACUGGCGAACGACGUCGACAGUGGACUAUCCGAGGACGAAGCUGAGCCUCCACCACCGCCGCGACCGGCCAGUGCGCUGCAAAUUCCGGUGACGAGCCCUUCGGUGGGAACCUCGUCGGUGCAGGAGGAACGAGAGAAACCACCGGCGUAUCCACCGGUUUAUGUGAACUUGAUAGCCGGUAGAACGACGGCGCAGAUUUCUUCCGCUUCACCGGGCCCGGGAGCAACGGUUGUCCUGUCGGAUGACGAGGCGGAAGUGCCGUCGCGAAGCUAUCUGAAGCGACAGGCCAAUAUGAUUAUAGAGGCAAAAUCGAGACGGAAGGGCUUCCGGAUGCCUCCGCCGAAACGUCGUUAAGGUUCUGGCAAUU
This is a messenger RNA of Ochlerotatus camptorhynchus, 1893 nucleotides long. RefSeq names its product Coiled-coil domain containing protein 151 (gene CCDC151). NCBI's taxonomy places the organism in Eukaryota, Metazoa, Arthropoda, Insecta, Diptera, Culicidae. The coding region runs from base 48 to 1880 and encodes 610 amino acids. Gene Ontology annotation, cellular component: ciliary tip; ciliary basal body; ciliary rootlet. The record is from RefSeq and is a predicted model, not a curated record. The transcript has 4 exons. Gene Ontology annotation, biological process: cilium movement; outer dynein arm assembly.